Molecule: messenger RNA, 488 nt
Organism: Rhizopus microsporus ATCC 52813
Lineage: Eukaryota; Fungi; Mucoromycota; Mucoromycetes; Mucorales; Rhizopodaceae
Product: barwin-like endoglucanase
Exons: 1
Coding region: 39-398 (119 amino acids)
Source: RefSeq, a predicted model, not a curated record
CUUUUCCCUUCUUUACGCCGGUCGUUUAUCAUAGUAUAAUGAAAGCUUCAUUCCUUCUUGCUUCUCUCUUUGCUACCCUUUUGACAGCUCAAGCUGCUCCUCUCGAAACUCGCUCAUCCAUGUCUGGUAGUGGUACAUACUACGAUGUUGGCUUAGGCUCCUGUGGACAUAAAAACUCAAAUAGCGACAUGGUUGCUGCUCUUUCUUCUGAUCUAAUGGAUGGCGGUAAACUCUGUGGAAAAUCAAUCACGGUCAAGAGCAAGAAAGGAUCCGUCACUCUUACCGUCGUAGACACUUGUCCUAGCUGCGACAGUGGUGAUGUUGACAUGAGCAGUGCUGCAUUCAAGAAACUUGGUUCGCUGGACGAAGGACGUAUUCCCAUCACUUGGUCUUAUUAAACCCCUCCUUUUUUGCAUAUCAUAUAGCUGGUCUUUUUUUUUUCAUAAACAAGCAUUGUUUCAUUUUAACUAGAAUUCAAUAAAUACUUU